AUGUCAUUACUCAUACGAUAUUCUACUUCUUCUAAUGCCUCUCCUAUUCAAGAACAACAAAAAGCUAAAUUACAUAAAAGAAUAAGGUCGACAGAUUCAUUAACUAAAUGUGCUUUUUAUGGUCAAGAACGACCUGUUUUUGUUAAUGGUAAAAUAAUUAAGUCAUCAGGAGUUUCAUUACCAAAAUUAUCAAAUUCAUAUUUACUAAAAAGGGGUGGUUCUCCUUUAAAAACAGAAAAUGGAAAUGUACUUGAUCAAUCAGAAGAGGAUGUUUUAUUAUUUAAACAACAAUAUUCAUGUUCAAAACGAUUUGAUAUUGGUACGGCUCAAACAAUAGGAAAAAGGGUUUAUAUGGAAGAUACUCUUAUGGUCAAAGGUGAGUUAUACGAUGAUAUUGAUUUUAUAGGUGUAUUUGAUGGGCACAAUGGACAAGGGGCUGCAAUAAAAUCAAUGCACACAUUUUAUUCAUUAAUUGAUGGAUAUACAGUACAUUCAGAUCAUGUCAAAGACCAUUUAUCAAAAGUAUUUGAACAAAUGCAUACUUUAGUUUCUAUGUCUACUGAAUCAGGGACAACUGCAUCGAUUCUUCUUAUAAGAGAAAAUGAUGUUAUAAUUUGUAGAUGUGGUGAUUCACCAAUUUAUGUAUUAACUACAGAUGAUGAAAUAAUGAAAGUAGGUAAAGAUCAUAAUCUUUAUGAUAAAGAUGAAGUUGAAAUGAUUAAACAAAAUGGUGGAAAUAUUGUAAAUGUAUCUGGUGUAUUACGUGUUAAUGGUAAGAUUACUAUCACUCGUUCAAUUGGAGAUAAACAAUUUCAUCCUCCAUUGUCUUGUUUGCCAUCAAUAGAUAUUAUAUCAUUAUCUACUAUUAAAUCAAUACUUGUUGCUAGUGAUGGUAUUUCAGUUGUUAGUGAGGAUUUUCUUAGAGAAAUAUUAUUAGAAGAAUUUACAAGUGAUAUUAAAGCUCAGUGUGUAAGAAAUAAUGCUUUAGAAAAAGAUAGUAAAGAUAAUAUUUCAGUUGUUGUUGUUCAGAUACGUACUAUUAUUUAA
This is a messenger RNA of Entamoeba histolytica HM-1:IMSS, 1047 nucleotides long. RefSeq names its product protein phosphatase domain-containing protein. The transcript is spliced from 2 exons. The record is from RefSeq and is a predicted model, not a curated record. Gene Ontology annotation, molecular function: protein serine/threonine phosphatase activity. Lineage: Eukaryota; Evosea; Mastigamoebida; Endamoebidae. Gene Ontology annotation, biological process: protein dephosphorylation. Bases 1 to 1047 code for a protein of 348 amino acids.